UACACGUGUCUGUGUGUGUGUGUGUGUGUGUGUGUAAGUGAGGCAGCAAUCCAAAGGAUUGCGCUAGACUAAAGGGAAAUCUACCUUUGAAUUCUUCAGCACGUGCCAUUGCGAUCCAGGCGGCGUAGCCCCUGGAACUCCAUCAGCGGCCAUGAUCAUGGAAGGGCUUGAAACCCUUGUGGCGCCAACGCAUCACGCAUUCCUGCUAACCGAAUCGGCCGCUGCGGCCCAUUUCAAUGUGCUGAGCUUCGACACGUGCCUGUUCAAGACAAGCACGGCGCAGAGCAGCAGCCCGUCGGCAGCCAGUUAUCUGAGUGCCGCACAAUUUGGCGGGGGCAGUGGCGUCGGUCUCGGCCUCGGCGCCAGCUCAUCUGCGGCUGCCAGCAGCAGCAGCACCAGCGGUCAAACAUUGCUGCACUACACGACAGCAGCAGCAGCAACAAGUCACAAUCACAACAACAACAACAACAACAACAGCAACAAUAACAAUAACUCGGUGCUGCGUGCACGCAAUCAGACAGCCACACCCACACAGGGGGGCAGUCCAGGUAACGUGGCUGCUCAGCCAAUUGCCGGCAGUGCAGCAGCCGCCAGCAGCGGACGCAGCUCAGCAUCGCAUCUCAGCCUGCUGAAUACGAGCCAACAUAGUCCCGUUACGGCCACAGAGCACGGCGUGGCCGUUGAGGCCAAACAGCUGAUUGAGGCCUUGCCCGGUGAUCUCAAUACGCCGGUGACCACAUCCAGCGAUAUACCCUCAUUCUUUGGGCCAUCGACAGUGGUGGAACCACCACCAAUAACCGGCUCAAUUGAAUCGGAGGAUCUGUCGCUGGAACAGCAGGUUGUGUCCGUUGCCAGUCCCGUGUUGUCCUCGUGCAGCCCAUUGAAGGAGGAGCGCAGCACGCCACCCGCUUUGUCUAUUGUCAAGGAAGAAUCAAGUAAUAAUAGUUGUAACAUGUACCCACUACACAACAACAACAACAACAGCCACCACACAAUAUCCACAACAAGCACAUCAACAACAGCAACAACCACCGCCACAGCAACAACAACAAUCAAACAAAUAGCAAGCGAUGCGAGCAACACUGAAAGCGUUCGCUCGCCCGCAUCAACAACAACUGCUGCUGGCAGCAGCAGUAACAACAACAACACUCAACACUCACAACAACAACAACAACAACAGCUGCAUCACAACAGCAACAACAACAACAGCCACUGUCAACACAGUCAUCAACAGCAGCAGCAGCAGCAUUUGAGCUCGCCGCAACACCAACAACAAUACCAACUACAACAACAACAACACCAAAUACUACACCAACAACAACAAUUGCCACACCAUCACCAUCAUCAUCAUCACCACCAUCACAGUCACCAACAACAUCAGCAACAACACCAACAACAGCAACACCAACAGCAGCAGCAACAACAACAACAACAACACCUACAACAACAGCAGCAACAACAGCAACACCAACAACAACAGCAACACUAUCAACAACAUGCACUACAACAACAACACCAACAACUGCCUGGCAAAAUCUCAUAUCGCGGCAUUUUCACCACCACAGGCAACAACAACAGCAACAACAUGAGCGCCGCACAGCAACUACAACAGCAACAGCAACAGCAGCAGCAACAAUUGUCAUCACCACAGCUGAGCGUACUCCCAGGACCAAUGUCUCCCCCAUCGAAUAGUCUGGGCAACAGUUGGGGUUUACCCAGUCCAGACAAGUCACUAUUCCAGCCGCCCAUGUUCAGUCUGCCCGCCCACUACGCCGUGCAACAACAACAACAGCAGCAGCAGCAACAACAACAACAGCAGGCUGCUGGUCCAACGCCCUCGCCAUAUGAUGAUGGGCGUGCGGCCGUCGCUGCUGCUCAGCACGCCGAGCUGCUCGGCCUGAGCAUGGAUUGUACGCCACUGCUGCUGAAGCAGGCACCACCAACAUACUCCGGAGCAACAGUCUCAACAGCGGGCUUUGCCAGUCUCGCCGAGCUGCAGAGCAGCCACGAUCAACUGCAGCAGCAGCAACAACAAUAUGCUGUGCGUUCGCAGUUAUCUGUUGGCACACCCAAAUAUCAGUGGCUAGAUACGCCAGCCGAUUAUGCAGCUGCCGCAGCUGUUGUACAACAGCAACAGCAGCAACAACAGCAACAACAACAACAGCAGCAGCAGCAACAACAGCAAACGCUAGUGUUGCCGGGACCCACCUCCUCGGCAAGCUCCAGCAAUGCAGCGCUGGGUGUACUCAUACCCAAGCAGGAAAACUAUACCGAUAUGCAGCCAGGAUCAAAUGGCACGGGUUAUUCAAGUGCUUCAGCGGCUGCUGCUGCCGCUGCAGCUGCUGCUGCCGUACAGCUGGCCGAGUAUAGUCCAUCGACGAGCAAGGGCCAUGAGAUACUCUCCCAAGUCUAUCAGCAGAGCAGUGUGCCGUUAAAACUGGUGCCCGUCAAGCCACGCAAAUAUCCCAAUCGCCCAAGUAAAACUCCCGUACAUGAGCGUCCCUAUGCGUGUCCUGUGGAGAACUGCGAUCGGCGCUUCUCGCGCUCGGACGAACUAACGCGUCACAUACGCAUCCAUACGGGACAGAAGCCAUUCCAGUGUCGCAUCUGCAUGCGGAGCUUUAGUCGCAGCGAUCAUUUGACCACCCACAUACGCACCCACACCGGCGAGAAGCCCUUCAGCUGCGACAUCUGUGGCCGGAAAUUUGCGAGAUCCGAUGAGAAGAAGCGACAUGCCAAGGUCCAUCUAAAGCAACGCAUUAAGAAAGAGUCGAAACUAAGUCGCGAGCAGCAUCAGCAACAACAGCAGCAGCAACAACAACAACAGCAACAGCAGCAGCAGCAACAACAACAGCAACAACAGCAACAUCAGCAACAACAUCAACAAUAUCAACACCAUCAUUUGCUGCAUGCCGCCGAUUUGGCCAUCGUUACAUCGAGUGCGACCAGCAUGUAGGCCGCCGAGAACUCAACGUCAUCGAUUGAUUCCAGGACGACCGCCUAUGAGCUGGGCCUCGAUCUGAGCCUGGCCAUUGACAUUGAUGGGAGUCCAUUGCCAUUUGAUCUGACGUUGACCUCCGAUUAUGGCACACUGUCCCCAAAACUGAGUCCAUUGCAGUUUCACUAUGUGCUAGAUAGCGAGGAUUCGCAAAGUCAAUGCCUUUAAAUUGCAAGCAGAUACAAUAAGUGUUAAAUAUGCCGAUAUAUUUAACCAUCAUUUAUCCAAGCAGGAAUCAAUCGCUGAUGCUGAAUUUAAAACAUAACAAAUACAAGAACAACUAAAAUAUACAAAACACAAAUAAUUAGCUAAUUUAGUUAGCAUGUUGUAGCCGUAAUUUUUGGGUUGUGCUAGCAGCAACAUCUACGCAAGACAUAUAUGUAAAACAUAGCCUAUGAACAAAAACAAAAAAAAAACUCAAGCAG
This is a messenger RNA of Drosophila grimshawi, 3423 nucleotides long. Its product is annotated as dendritic arbor reduction protein 1. Gene Ontology annotation, molecular function: RNA polymerase II cis-regulatory region sequence-specific DNA binding; DNA-binding transcription factor activity, RNA polymerase II-specific. The transcript has 4 exons. The record is from RefSeq and is a predicted model, not a curated record. The coding region runs from base 152 to 2956 and encodes 934 amino acids. Gene Ontology annotation, biological process: regulation of transcription by RNA polymerase II. Lineage: Eukaryota; Metazoa; Arthropoda; Insecta; Diptera; Drosophilidae.